This is a messenger RNA of Trypanosoma conorhini, 645 nucleotides long. RefSeq lists its product as uncharacterized. NCBI's taxonomy places the organism in Eukaryota, Euglenozoa, Kinetoplastea, Trypanosomatida, Trypanosomatidae. The record is from RefSeq and is a predicted model, not a curated record. The coding region runs from base 1 to 645 and encodes 214 amino acids. The transcript has a single exon.
AUGGCUGCGCAUCUACUCGGUGCGCCCAACUUGCCCGUGGGGCAUGAUGGGGGGGAGCCCCUGCAGCAGCACAAUCCAAAUCCCCGGACGGCUUACGGCCUGCCGGUCCCAGCCCGAGAACGCGCCAUCGAUGAGCAGGGGUACGAGCUGACGAAGCACUCGCUGCGGUUCCGAGGCGAGGACUGGGACAUUGUGCUCAACAGCAAGCGUGAGGAGCUCCGGGCUGCGUUCAUCCGCGACGCGGCCGCCGCGACGGGGGAGCCGGAAAGCAACAUCGUCGACGUCCGCCACUACGUGGACGAGGCUCACCGACUCAUCGUGCGGUUCAACGUGCGUCACCGGGCGCAAACCUCGAGCUCCGCCGUGCAGGAUCGCCUAGCGACGUACCCGUACGAGGCUGUGCGGGCCUUGUACGAGCCUCGUGUGAAGAAGCCGCGGAAGGGCCGGACUCGCAUGAACUCUUCCCUUGCAGCCUCCAUUGCUCGCCAGCGGUGGCCGCAGCCGGCGCUCAGCUGCUAUGGACACGCCGUUGGCGACGUCGGGCCCAACGGGUUGGAGUUUCGCGACAAGAAGGAGCAGGAGGAGGUGCUGGAUACGGGCCACGACAAGAUGCCUGAGCCGCAAAUAACCACCAUUCUCGCCUAG